GAAGAUUAGAUUGGUCAGAUGUAUUUCUGAGUGCUGGCCAUGAAUGAUUAGUUUCUCCUGUGCAACUCAUUUGUCACUAAUCAUUGACAACUCUCUUCUGUCAGCUGCCAUAUAUAUGCAUCCAGGGGGGGUCCAGCACCAUGUCAUCAAUUCCUUUCCUCGUAUAUAUUUACCUUGGGAUAGCGUUUCGGUGAUAGCACAUGACUGGUAAGCUCUCGAACGUUCAGGAAUCAGGACUUGUCAGAGAUGAUGGCACGGUCUUCUUCCGGUGAGAGUUGUGCUGAGUCUGAUAAGUGGACCGGGGGACUCCAUCGAUUCCUCUGUAUGCAAGGGGGGAACCACGAUGGGAGCUAUGCGAAGAACUCGGAGGCUCCCGCCUCUGCCAUCACCCUUUGCAAGCCCAUUCUCCUAGCAGCCAUUCGAUCCAUGAGGCUUUUUGCAAGAGAAGAUGAAGGUAGUCAUUCAUGUUCAAUAAGAGUGGUGGACUUGGGCUGUGCGACCGGGUAUAACACCUUGGCCACUGUUGGAAUGGUGGUGGAGAGCCUGAGGGAGAGGUACAUCGGGGAGCUAGGGUUCGAGCCCGAAUUUGAGGCAUUCUUCUCUGAUCUCCCAUCGAACGAUUUCAACUCCCUGUUCAGGUCCUUGUCCGGCAUGGAUUCCAAUGAGAAAAAGCCGAGAAGGUACUUCGUUGCAGGUGUUCCGGGGACAUUCUAUCGGCGGCUCUUUCCCGGAGGGAAGCUCCAUGUGGCUGUUAGCUUGAGUGCCUUGCACUGGCUCUCUCAGAUACCGGGAGAGGUGCUAGACAAGGGCUCACGGACUUGGAACAAAGGGAGGGCGUGGAUCGAUGGGGCGAAAGAGGAGGUCGUGGAGGCCUAUUCGAGGCAGUCUGAGGAGGACCUGGACAACUUCUUGAAGUGCAGGAAGGAGGAGAUUGCGGAGGGAGGGAUACUGUUCAUGCUGAUGGGAGGGAGGCCCAACUCACAGGAGCCAGGGAACCAGCUCGGGGAUGCCGAAUCUCGGGCAAAGCACCCUUUCGCCACCUCCAUGGACCAAGCUUGGCAAGAUCUAUUGAAUGAGGGUCUGAUAGAUGAAGAGACAAGAGACGGGUUUAACAUCCCGGCAUACAUGAGGAGCAUGGAGGAAGUUGAAAGGGCAAUGCUGAAGUGUGGUGGGUUUGAGAUUCAGAAGAUGGAGUACAAGAGGAUCAGGGAGCAUUCAGAUCAGAAGAAACGGGAGGAGUUGAUCACAGAUCCGGUUUCCCAUGGUAGGGCGAAGGCCAACCUGGUCCGGGCCACCCUCGGCCCCAUCGUCGAGGCCCACAUCGGCCCACACCUCUCCGAAGAGCUCUUCCAGCGGUUCGAGAGAAGGGUGUCCUCUGAUGUUUCCCUCCUCCGGAAAACCUGUUUCUAUGGUGUCAUCAUCGUCUGUGCCAUCAGAAAGUGAUACCGUCCGAUCCAAAUGAAGUAACAGAAAAAGAAAAUAUCAUAGAGAUGAAUUGUUGAAUGUACUUUUUUUCGUGGAAAGUGGGAAACAAAUUAAAGGUAGACAUAAUCGAUUUUUCACAUUCUAAAUGUACUGUGGCCUUAAUGACUAUAUUGAAUUUUCACAUUCUAAAUUUA
Punica granatum (pomegranate) is the source of this 1619-nucleotide messenger RNA. The record is from RefSeq and is a predicted model, not a curated record. NCBI's taxonomy places the organism in Eukaryota, Viridiplantae, Streptophyta, Magnoliopsida, Myrtales, Lythraceae.